UCCGAGGCUCCCUCGCGGGGCGCGGCGCCCGGGUCCCGGAGGCUUCUGGGUAGCGGAUUACCCCCGCCCCCCACGCCGGCGCCUUCCUUUCCGUCCCCGACGCUACCGAGGUCGCACGCGCGAGCCCUCUCCGUCGCCGCUGCCGAGAUGCGCUACGUCGCCUCCUACCUGCUGGCCGCCCUCGGGGGCAAUACCUCCCCCAGCGCCAAGGACAUCAAGAAGAUUCUGGACAGCGUGGGCAUUGAGGCGGACGACGAUCGGCUCAACAAGGUCAUCAGUGAGCUCAACGGGAAGAACAUUGAAGACGUUAUUGCCCAGGGUAUUGGCAAGCUGGCCAGCGUGCCCGCCGGUGGGGCUGUAGCUGUCUCUGCUGCCCCGGGAUCUGCAGCUCCUGCUGCUGGUUCUGCCCCAGCCGCAGCAGAAGAAAAGAAAGAGGAGAAGAAGGAGGAGUCCGAGGAGUCGGAUGACGACAUGGGAUUUGGCUUGUUUGAUUAGAAUCCUACUCCCCUGCAAAUAAAACCCUUUUUAAGUAUC
This is a messenger RNA of Equus quagga, 534 nucleotides long. RefSeq names its product ribosomal protein lateral stalk subunit P2 (gene RPLP2). The transcript is spliced from 5 exons. Lineage: Eukaryota; Metazoa; Chordata; Mammalia; Perissodactyla; Equidae. Gene Ontology annotation, cellular component: ribosome; cytosolic large ribosomal subunit. Gene Ontology annotation, biological process: cytoplasmic translational elongation. The coding region runs from base 148 to 495 and encodes 115 amino acids. Gene Ontology annotation, molecular function: structural constituent of ribosome. The record is from RefSeq and is a predicted model, not a curated record.